CGCAGUCCUUUAGUUGCUACUGCUGUAUCAGUGUUGGCAGGCAGUACACCAUAGCUACAGUGAAGUGUCAAUCAAACUGGUGGUGCUGUCUGGACAUGCCACCUUCUUGGGAAUCUCUGGAUGAACACUGGAAGCAGCGUGCUCAGUAUGAAGUCAAGGAAGAUCCAACCAAGAUAGAAGCCAACAUUUGUGCUCUGAGGGCACUUGUGCGAGGAGAAAAAGGGUUAUAUUCAAGGACUGAUGACACUUUCCUCUUAACUUUCUUAAGAGCAAGGAAACACAAUGUGAAUGAAGCCUUCAAAAUGCUGGAAAACUUCUAUGAAAUGAAGGAGUCUUUUCCAGAACACCUUGAACCUUACCUUCCAUCAGAGAAAAGUAACAUUUAUGAUAUAGAAGCAAUGACUGUUUUAGAACAAAAAGAUGAUGAUGAAAGAGCUGUAGUCAUCAUAAGAGUGGAAAACACAGAUUUCAGAAAAGUUACAGUAGAAGAGUGUUUUCAGCUAAUAACAACAGUGAUUUUAUUUUGUUGUGAAGAUCAAUAUGUUCAAAUUUCUGGUAUAACUGUCAUUGUGGAUCUAAAAGGAUUUGGAUUUCAACACGCAAUUCAUGCAACACCAAAAACAUUGUCUUUAUUUAUUAAAAUGUUUCAGGGUAGUUUUCCACUAAGGCUUAAAAGUAUUCAUAUUGUAAACCAUCCAAAACUUUUUGCACCUUUUUUUGCAUUGGCAAAGCAGUUUAUGAAAGAAAAGAUGAGGAGAAGGAUUCACUUUCAUGGUGCUGACAUGUCUUCACUGCACACACACAUACCUUAUGAAAUUUUACCACAACAACUGGGAGGAAUGCUUCCAAAUUUCAAUUUCACUAGUUUCAGAAAUAAACUUCACCAACAUGAAGAUAAGAUUGCAGCAUGGCGCAAGUAUGGAAAUGGCAAGAAACCUCAAGAAGAUAUACAAAAUUGAACUUUUAAAUGAAUUAGGAUUUUAUGUAUACUGCAAGAAAAAAUAUGUUCAUAUAUACAACAGUAACAAAGC
Messenger RNA from Schistocerca gregaria, 1031 nucleotides. Its product is annotated as alpha-tocopherol transfer protein-like. NCBI's taxonomy places the organism in Eukaryota, Metazoa, Arthropoda, Insecta, Orthoptera, Acrididae. The transcript is spliced from 8 exons. Gene Ontology annotation, cellular component: membrane. The record is from RefSeq and is a predicted model, not a curated record. Bases 96 to 959 code for a protein of 287 amino acids. Gene Ontology annotation, molecular function: phosphatidylinositol bisphosphate binding.